This is a messenger RNA of Pseudo-nitzschia multistriata, 1007 nucleotides long. NCBI's taxonomy places the organism in Eukaryota, Bacillariophyta, Bacillariophyceae, Bacillariales, Bacillariaceae. The record is from the annotation of a GenBank genome assembly.
ACAUCAAACGUAGGGUACGGUACCUGUACUACUACCGAAGUACACAGUACCGAAAAAAAUUGGCAAAAGAAAAACCAACGUUGCCUCUGCCGAAAGGGAUCACGCUUGUUGUUGUUGUUGUUGUUGCUGUUGCCCCGAAACGCAUCAAUGGUUGGAAUGGAAGCGUUCCGACAAUGACGACCAUCAACUCACUAGGACAUGCACGGGGGGUUUUGAACCAACAAAGAAGACCGCAGAAGAAGAACGGCUACCUCCCGGUCCUCGUCGCGUUCUUGCUGGGAAUCGUGGCCGGGCGAUUCGGCUCGCCGGCGACGGACCGGAAGGUCCCCGCUCCCCCCGGUGCUUCCGCGAGGGGGAACGCCGGAGGCAUCGGCAACCCGCCCCCCCGGACCUCCGUCCGCAGGCUGGAGGACACCCCGUUCCGGGCGACCUCCCACGCGGACCGAGCCACCGGAACMACCAUUGCGAAACAGCAGUUCCUGGACCCCUUUGUCGUGCCGAACCUSGCCGGGGUUUCGGUGGCCACCCUCCGGGCCAACCAGACCGUGGAGCCACACUCCCACCGCAGCAUGCACGAGUUCUUUUACGUGCUGGAGGGCACCGCGGACUUUGCCCUGUGCGGGAGGGAAACCCACCGGGCAAAGGGGGGAACCUUUGUCCACGUCGUGCCCGGCUGCGUCCACAGCAUUGCAAGGGUGCAAGGGACCGGGGGCGACGGCGACGACGGCGACCUCCGGGUGCUGGUGGUAGGCGUGACCGUGGGGGAUUGACGGCGGUGGGUGUCCGAACGAGCCAGCGCUUUCCACCCGAUCUGCUCCUUUCCCCCCCCUCCCGUUCGACCCUUUUGUGUUCCGGUCCCCCGCGUUCGUAGCCCCGUGCGACGUCCUGCACRACAAACAAAAGGCCGGGCUGGCCUCUCUACUAGCAUGCGCUUCGCCGGCAGCUGUGCCGUGGCAGAGGCAAUCAUAGACAAAUUGGAUAUAGCGUAUUAAAUUACUGUACAACGG